ACAAUUUUUGAAUAAAAGCUGAGGAAUACAAGCUGCGAAUCAGCUGAUAGGUACAUUUGGUUUAUGCAACACGAAUGCACAUGUGUGUGUUAAGUCAAUCAAACCGCCAAAAUGUACCGCUAUUUGCUAAACAUCUCCUAUAUUGGCACAAAUUUCCGUGGUAUACAGAAAACGAUAAAUAAAGCUGCAGAAUCUCAGGUGGAUACAAAAACAAUACAAGGCUGCAUUGAGUUGGCGUGUCGGGCGUUGCAUCCCAAAAACGAAAUCCAAACGGUGCUUUCAAGUCGCACCGACGCUGGUGUGCACGCAUUACACUCAACACUUCACAUAGAUUUAGAGCGUCAUAACUCGGAGCCCUACGAAGCUGAAAAUGUUACUAGCAUUUUGAAUCGUAUGCUUCUUAAAAAUGCCUUACCUAUAAGAGUAUUGAGUACCCAACAAGUGCCCAACACUUUUCACUGUCGCUUUCAUGCACGAGGACGCACAUACUUGUACCGGUUUGCAGUGGCCAAAAAUGGUGUUACUGAUACUGAACGCCUAAAGAAUCAAAACUUUAAAGCGUUCAUACCGGUGGAAGAACUGGACCGCUGCCUUUUUCUACAAAAUAGCACAUUCGAUAUAGAGCGUUUGCGCGAUGCAACACAAAUGUUCCUUGGUUUACACGAUUUUCGCAGUUUUAUGAGCGUCAGUCGUCAACAUAGUCCAACACGGGAUCAUCCUAGAUACACAGUGCGUACAAUCGAUGAAAUUAAACUGAAACCUGGAAAAUCAGCUGCGAUUGGCGCAAAUGCUGAAUUGGCAGAGAGCAUCUACGAUUAUUGGGAAAUUGAGUUCAAAGCAAAAGCGUUUCUUUAUAAACAAGUGCGACGCAUUGUUGGCACAUUGUUAGCGCUUGCUACCGGGCGCAUCGAAGAGCGUUCUGUAUAUCAAAUGCUAACCAUACCAUCGAAAAACUCUUGGGAUCAUCGCAUAUUGCUCUCGCCACCACUUGGGCUCUAUCUUUGUCGUGUGCACUAUGAUGCAAAUGAUUUGAAGCUGCAGCCCACAACAGUUAAACAAAAUGAGUCUUCUCCAGCAGCUACAAACUAA
This is a messenger RNA of Zeugodacus cucurbitae (melon fly), 1089 nucleotides long. RefSeq names its product tRNA pseudouridine synthase-like 1. NCBI's taxonomy places the organism in Eukaryota, Metazoa, Arthropoda, Insecta, Diptera, Tephritidae. The record is from RefSeq and is a predicted model, not a curated record. Gene Ontology annotation, molecular function: RNA binding; pseudouridine synthase activity. The transcript is spliced from 5 exons. Gene Ontology annotation, biological process: tRNA pseudouridine synthesis. Bases 112 to 1089 code for a protein of 325 amino acids.